This is a messenger RNA of Henningerozyma blattae CBS 6284, 1152 nucleotides long. RefSeq names its product Pho23p (gene PHO23). Gene Ontology annotation, cellular component: nucleus; Rpd3L-Expanded complex; Rpd3L complex. The record is from RefSeq and is a predicted model, not a curated record. Bases 1 to 1152 code for a protein of 383 amino acids. Lineage: Eukaryota; Fungi; Ascomycota; Saccharomycetes; Saccharomycetales; Saccharomycetaceae. Gene Ontology annotation, biological process: regulation of DNA-templated transcription. The transcript has a single exon.
AUGAGUGGUCCUGCAAACAUGUAUCCUGGAUUGAACGAUAUCCAUGAUACAUUAGAAGAGAUACCUGUUGAAACUUCUCGGUAUUUAACUUUAUUACAUGAGAUUGAAGCCAAGUGUAUCAACAAUUUACCUAUUCUUUAUGAGAUCAUCGAUAAGUUGACGAAUCCUGAUCUUUCAUCGGAAUCUAAUGGAGAUAUAGAGUUGUUGAUACAAAACAAUAGACUUUUAGAAGAUAAUAUGGGAUCCUUGGAAGAGAAGAUGCAUGUCUCUGCGAUCCUUGCCCGGACAUUAGAACGUUUAAUAGAACGUUUAGAAUUAGGUUAUGAAGUAGCCAUCAAGAAUGACGAAAUUCCUUGGGAGGUCCGUAACGGCCCAGGCGAUACAGAACACCCUUCAAUGCAUUUACAUCAUGAGUUAAUUGCUAAGGCUUUAAGCGGUUCGGGCCCUGCUACAGCCACUCAAGGUGCUGAAACACGUGGCCGUGAACAUCACACCACAACAACCACUGGUGGUGGUGCCAAUACCAAUGCCAAUGCCACCACUAGCAAUACAGCAAAUGCUGAUGCAGCUACAAGUUCUUCCAAUACCUCUACAUCUGCACCAGGCCGCCGAGCUACAAAGCGUCGCAAAGUACGCGCCACAAAUUCAGGUCCCGGUACAAACACAACUACAAAUGCAAAUUCCAACCUAAACACAUCUACUACUGCCAAUAGUAAUGCCAAUGGUGCGACAACUACCGCGGCUGCAAAUUCGGGAGCAAACACAAACGCAACUACAGGCACAAACCCAAAUCUAAAUUCUGUAUCACUGGAUCCAAACACACAAAUGACAGUACAGAACAUGGGCACUGUAAAUACACCUCUAGGUACUACUCCACUUGCCAAUACCACGACUACUACGGCCACUACUACCACCGCUACUACGACCACUUCCAACUCUACUACCACAGCUACAGAACAUCCACGCGUCAACGAAUAUGGUGAACCCCUGUACUGUUAUUGUCAACAAGUAGCUUACGGUGAAAUGGUCGGAUGUGAUGGUGCCAACUGUGCCCUGGAAUGGUUCCAUCUGCCGUGCAUUGGACUGGACACUCUGCCUCGAGGCAAAUGGUAUUGUCACGACUGUCAACAGCGUCGGCGUAAGAAGCAUUGA